Stegostoma tigrinum is the source of this 3492-nucleotide messenger RNA. It is a transcript of the gene rad21b, whose product is annotated as RAD21 cohesin complex component b. The record is from RefSeq and is a predicted model, not a curated record. Gene Ontology annotation, biological process: replication-born double-strand break repair via sister chromatid exchange; synaptonemal complex assembly; mitotic sister chromatid cohesion. Gene Ontology annotation, molecular function: chromatin binding; protein binding. The coding region runs from base 435 to 2327 and encodes 630 amino acids. Lineage: Eukaryota; Metazoa; Chordata; Chondrichthyes; Orectolobiformes; Stegostomatidae. The transcript is spliced from 14 exons. Gene Ontology annotation, cellular component: cohesin complex; synaptonemal complex.
GGCGCGGUGGAUGCGCACGUCAGCGUUGGGAGAAGGAGUGAGGCCCGGGGCCCACCGUGGUUCUGUCUCUCUAAUGUAUGUGCUGUUGGAGAAUCGGCACCCUCGAUUGGGGGCAUGGAAUGGGGGCGGUAGGAAAAAUCCCUGGAGACCUUGGCGACAACACCCGUGGUUAAAAUGGCGACAGGAGAAGGGAGUGUAGUAGAAGCGGCCUAUCCCCGACCUCGAGUGACCAACUGCGCCGUUGUUGCCUGCCUGAGAGGCGGGUGCAACAUGAAGGAAACCGCAGAGAGUCUCGGGGCCCUCGGCCUUCGGUCAUCGAUCUAACGGAGAGUUGUGACGGAUCUCCGUUUUUCUGUGCGAAUUUAUAGUCUAUUUUAGGCCGACACCCUGCUUCUAAUUGUUUAUGACCUUGCAUUAAAAGAUAACCACAAAAGAUGUUUUACGCUCACUUUGUGUUGAGCAAACGUGGGCCGCUAGCCAAAAUUUGGCUUGCAGCCCAUUGGGACAAGAAGCUCACCAAAGCCCAUGUGUUUGAAUGUAAUCUGGAAAGUAGUGUGGAGAGCAUAAUUUCUCCAAAGGUCAAGAUGGCUUUGCGAACCUCUGGACACCUUUUGCUGGGUGUGGUGAGGAUUUAUCACAGAAAAGCUAAAUACCUGCUGGCAGACUGCAAUGAAGCAUUCAUAAAGAUUAAGAUGGCUUUCCGUCCAGGAGUGGUGGACCUUCCAGAAGAGAACCGAGAAGCUGCAUACAAUGCUAUUACUUUGCCUGAGGAAUUCCAUGAUUUUGACCAGCCGUUACCUGACUUAGAUGAUAUUGAUGUGGCUCAACAGUUUACCUUGAAUCAGAGCAGAGUGGAAGAAAUCACCAUGCGAGAGGAAGUGGGCAACAUAACUUUACUUCAGGACAAUGACUUUGGUGAUUUUGGUGUUGAUGAUCGUGAGAUAAUGCGAGAAGGCAGCACAUUUGAAGAGGAUAUAAUGGGAAGUACCAGUGAUUCUAAUCUGUUGUUGGAGCCAGUGCAAAAUACCACAGCUCAGCUGGCUGAGAAAAGUAACCACUUGGCGUAUGAUGAUCCCCUCAAAAACGAUGGAUUCGGAGAUGGAAUUGAUGGUGGAAUUCUUGAUGACAAACUUUUAAGUCAUGAUGAUGGUGGUAUUUUUGAUGAUCCACCGGUGUUACCUGAUGGAGGAGUUUUAAUGCCAGAGGAACCUAUUCAUAAUGAUGAUGAAGAUGAUGUUAUGUCCAUAGGCCCUGACAGUCCAGAUUCUGAUGAUCCAGUUGAACCUCUACCAACGAUGACCGAUCAGACAACUUUAGUACCAAAUGAAGAGGAAGCAUUUGCUUUGGAGCCCAUUGAUAUAACUGUUAAGGAAACAAAAGCCAAAAGGAAGCGGAAACUGAUUGUGGAUAGUGUAAAGGAACUGGACAGUAAAACCAUUCGGGCACAGUUAAGUGACUAUUCUGACAUUGUAACCACGUUGGAUCUUGCACCACCUACCAAGAAACUUAUGAUGUGGAAAGAAACUGGUGGUGUGGAGAAGCUGUUCUCACUUCCAGCUCAGCCUCUCUGGAAUAACAGGUUGCUGAAGCUUUUUACACGGUGCCUCACACCAAUUGUCCCAGAUGAGCUAAGGAAAAAGAGAAAAGGAGGUGAAGCAGACAACUUGGAACAAUUCCUAAAAGAGAUUGAAAAUCCAGAAGUGCCAAGGGAGGAGCAGCAGCCACAACAGCAGCAGCGUGAUAUAAUUGAUGAACCCAUCUUGGAAGAGCCCAGUCGUCUACAGGAAUCUAUAUUGGAGAGCAGUAGAACUACACUAGAUGAGUCAAUUAUGCCCCCACCACAGAGAGUCGUUAAACGUAAAUCGAAGGAAAUGGAACCUGAACCAACAGUACCUCAAGAUGAGCAACAGCAGCCACAGCAGCAAGAACAGGAACUGCAGAUUCCACGAGUAGAGCUUCCUCCAGAGGAACAACUGCACAUCACUGACCUUGUUCCAGAACUUGCUGUUCUACCAGAGAAAAAAGAAAAAGAUGAAGAAGAGGAAGAGGAGGAAGGAGAAACUGUGGGAGGUGACCAGGAUCAGGAAGAGAGGCGGUGGAACAAAAGAACCCAGCAAAUGCUUCAUGGUCUACAGAGAGCUUUGGCUAAAACGGGAGCUGAAUCUAUUAGCCUGGCAGAUUUAUGUCGAAAAAACAACCGAAAACAAGCAGCUGCAAAAUUUUACAGUUUUUUGGUACUUAAAAAGCAACAGGCAAUUGAGCUUACGCAGACUGAGCCUUACAGUGACAUUAUUGCAACUCCAGGACCAAGAUUCAACAUAGUCUGAUCUGGUUAAUCUUGAAUGACUAGUGUGUAUUCACUAGAUAUGUAUUGCCCCAUAUGGGGAUUCGAGACCAUACAAUACUUUAAAUUGGUUUUAAUGUAUAUUGAGUUAAAAGAUUAUUUUGAACAGAAAACUUAAUUUUUUGGGAUUAGGUGUGUUAUUCCAGUGUUUAUGGCAAAUACAAGUAACUCACACUCCUUGACAGGUUUUGUACUGAAUCAUGAUUGGAGAUAUACAUUAUGUUUCAGGUAUAUUAUGAAUACAUUUCUGUGCAGACAUAAUUAUGGCUUUGUUGAUUGCAUUAUUCAGAAAUGAUACCUGUGUUACACCACUGCUGCUGGUAAACUCUCAAGAUUUUGGUUAAUGAAGUUCAUAUAUCUACAACACAGUAGUAGAGAUGUUGAUAUUCAACACUUGCACUUAAUUUAACUUUUAGAUUUGUGUGCUGGUUCCUCUACAUUGACAUACUUUCAUAAGUCUACCAGUAUGCCCACUAUCACUGGAAUUACAAACUAUCUGUUAAACCGCAACCAAGAAUAUAUGAAAUAUUAAUUUUAAAUACAUACUCAUAAUUUUAGGAUGCUUUAACAGUCUGGAGUGUUACAAUGCUGUUUUAAACAUAAUGUGCCUGUAAGCUUAUAUUCUCUUUUUGUAUAAAAUGUGUAGAUAAUUUUUAAUGGAUGUUUAAUUAUGGAAAAGGUGAAAGCUUUCAUUUUAAGCAGCAUUUUGCUUAUGCUACUGAGUCUCUAGUUUGUUGCUUAAUUAGGUCAUUAAAUGUUGCUGAACAGUGAUGGUUCAUGCUGUUAUACAUAACUUUUCUAAUAAAAUACUUGUUACAAUAUCGAUGGUUUUUGUUUCUUGAAACGAAUUUUAGACACCUGACUUAAUAUCAUUUUCAUGAUAUGAAAGUAUUGUAUCUUGACACUUCUGCACAUGAAUCAUUCUUGAUGGGACUAACUGUUGGGAAGUGGAAUUGCCAUUAAUAAUUUGAGCAAACAGUUUUGAGUCCUACAGUUGUUUAAACUUGGAAAAAGAUAAAGAAAUUAUUUCAAGUAUAUGUACCUCAAGCAAAUUUUAAAUGAAGUAUUUUCAAUUCCAGUAAUUUUAUAUUGCCUGCAAUGUUCAACAUUUUAAAGAAAAACAUUAAAAGCAAUUUUUUCAUAUUGAA